UUAUUUUCAACGGUUGCCGCGAGCGGUCGAUCGAUGUGAACUUUUCGCGUUUCCGGCGCUAUUCGAGACUCGAGUUGGCGAGAUAAAAACCGCGAAGGCAAAGAACCCCGCAAAAACGAUUUUAGCUGGGUGCUGUUGUGCCAAUUCUGCCGCCUGAAGUGCCAAAUAUCCAAAGUGAACUGAAACAAACAAAUAAACAAUUAUGGCUGGUCAGCCACAGGUCUCGAGUGUUUGGCUUGUGUCCGGAGUUCUAUUACUGACAGUUGCCGGGACGAAUGCCUACGGAUUUGGACGUUGCCCGAAUUACCCAUCGAUGCCAAAGUUUAAUAUGAGUCGGGUCCUGGGCCAUUGGUUCGAGGUGGAGCGCUCGUUUUACCUUCCGGAAAUCGCCUCUGGAUGCACUACCUUCCAGUUUGAGCCCUACAACAAGGCGGAACAGUCCAGAUUUUCAAACUUCAAGCUGGCUGUGGCUAUCAAAAACAUCAAUCGCAUAACUGGCAAUCCAAACGUAAACAUCGGGUAUGCGACGCCGGAAAACAGUCGAUCAUCGAUCAUGGAUUUCAAGUUCACCACCCGUUUUCCGGAUGUAAUUGCCCGACUCCUACCAGGCUCUGGAAAGUACCAGGUGCUCUACACGGACUACGAUAACUUCGCCAUUCUGUGGUCCUGUGGCAGCAUUGGAUCCCUCGGCCACUCCGACCAGAUCUGGAUUCUUGGACGUGAUCGAGACUUCGAGGUGGACAUCCGCUCCAAAGUGUAUGACGUGUUGAAGCGGCUCUCGCUGGAUCCGGAAAGGCUGAUCAUCAGCAAAAACAAACAAUGCCCAGAGGCGCUUUAAAAUGCUGCCUUCCGGGCUCAUCCCCCAUCUAUGUAUAUAUUUAAGUUCAUUCGGUUAAGGAACAAAUUCCAUUUGAUGCCUAAUCUUUAGGCUGCUGUGAUAUCGAGGAGUGUGAAUCGGCGGAAAGGCGAAAAUACGCAAAUACAGAAACAAAUAAGAGUA
Molecule: messenger RNA, 1000 nt
Organism: Drosophila biarmipes
Lineage: Eukaryota; Metazoa; Arthropoda; Insecta; Diptera; Drosophilidae
Product: apolipoprotein D
Exons: 5
Coding region: 203-838 (211 amino acids)
Source: RefSeq, a predicted model, not a curated record